UUUAACAAAACACAAAAGAAACUGUAAAAAGAAGGGGAAAUGGAAGAGAUUUUGUUUUUCCACUACUGUGUAGGAGCAUCAAACUUGCCUGUGAGAAUGUAGCUCCUCUCAGUGAUCCAAUAUGGAUCACUGCCAGUACAAAAAUGGAGUACUACAUCACUGCCAUAAACAACAUGAGGAACGAUGCUGCUCAUGGUCCAUUUUCUGUUACUGAUGAAGAUUAUUAUGAAAAUAUGAGAAAGCUUCGUGAGUUGUUAACUGGUUGUCUUAAGACAUCUGGAAAAAGGUAUGGGAGAGACCAGGAUGAAGUGACCAAUGAGACCCAGCAGAUGAAUGAUGAACUGGACCACAUCAUGAAUGAGAUUCUCGGAGAGGAAGAUAUAAUCAAAUAUUGUAGUGAUGAUAUAAAACAGAUUAUCAUUAAAGAUAGUUACAAUAAACUGAAGGAGAUAUUACAACAAAUAACUUAUAUUAACCCAGUAUAUUUUAUCACCAACAACUUUCAACUUGAAGUAGAUCAAAUUUUUGUUGAUAUUGAAGUUAAAAAAGGUAGAUGUAGAGGUAAUAAUCAACAUAUAGAUUAUGUAGACCUUCUCUCACUUGUCCAGACAACAUGUGUGGCAUCAUGUGUGAGCUCUGGCACACAACAACAAGGUUCCUCUGGACGACCACAAAUACUGCUGCUUGAAGGUGUGGCAGGCAGUGGCAAGACUACUCUAGUGAAGCUAUUAACUGACCAAUGGAUACAAGGUGGACAAGGUAACAUAAAGGACUUAGAUAAUUAUGAUCUCUUACUGUGGAUACAGUGUAGGAACCCGACCAUCAACUCAUACCAGGGUCUUCUAGACCGACUAAUACCAGAUGUUUCAACAAAAUUCAGAAACAUGCUGCCUAAAAUAAUAAAACUUUGUAAGGUAAUAAUAAUAGUUGACGGUCUGGAUGAACUCAAUAACAACUCCAGAACAUUAGUCAAAAGUCUUUUACUGGAAUUCCAAAACUCAAUUAAAACAACUUUUAUCUGCACCUCAAGACCUGAAGCAGUUGAAAUGUUCAGCUUGACGAUCCCUGAAGGUUAUGAUGUGACUAUUGCUGAACUACGAGGCAUAAAGGAAGAACAUACGGAAGAAUUUGUGCGUCGGACUCACCAGGAGAUAACUAAGCUGACCAACAGCAACAGAAACACUAAUAAACUAGUGAAUAAGGUGAUGGUGAUCAAAGGUUUUCAUGAACACUUACGUCUACCAAUGAAUUUAACAUUUUUUGUUUACAUCUUGAAUCAGGAACCUGAUGAGUUAAACAUAAGAACCAUAACACAAACACAACUCUACCAUAAAAUACAUCAUAUGAGUCAAAGUAAGCUAUUAGAGAGAUUAACAAACUGUUCAAAGAACAAGGUGAAUGAAAGUACUGUACAGAACAGUGUUCAAGAAAUACUGAAGAUAAUAUACGCGAGAUCACUAGAGAGUCUCUCACGUGACCAGUUGAGUCUUGAAGAAGAGACUGUAGAAGAACUAAUAUCUGUUUGUAACAAACAUGAUAUACCUUACCAUGAGAUAUUGUCUGCUUUCUUGAGUUUGAAGCCAAUAUGGACUUGGCAAGGCAUUGAGGAGCGCUACUCUGCACCACACAAGGGAAUCCAAGACUACUUCAGUGCUCUGCAUAUUGUGAUGACACUUAAGCAACAGCUGCAGUCUUCACCACUCCCAGUCUUGAUCCAAGACAUCAUGUACACCCAGCAUCCAGCACCACCUGUGUCUUCUCAACCAUCUGUGAUAACUGUAUCACCACCACCAAUACCACCUAUGUCUUCUCCACCACAUGUGACAACUAUGUCAGCAUCACAAACUCAACCUUCUUCACCAGUCACAUCUUCGCAGACCUCACCAAUAUCAACUUCACCUUCACCAGCACCACCUACACCAGCAUCACCUACACCAGCACUGCCUACUCCAGCACCACCUACACUACCAUCACCUACACCAGCACCACGUACACCAGCACCACCUACACCAGCACCACCUACACAGGCUUCACCUAUACCAGCAAUUCCUGUUAGUAUCAGGGGAGUGUUAGAAGAGAGCAUCAGGUCAAGUGUGGUAGAUAUGAACAAGUACCAGAAUGUUCUGACACAUGUGGCUGGACUGCUGCACCUGGUACUAGACCAGGUACCUGAGGCACCUGCACGGGAAGUGGUUCAUCUCCUACAAAAGUCUGGUGUGACUGGCAAUAAACAGUGGCUCGACCUCCUUGACAACACUAUGAUGUCUCCAGUAAUUGUCAAACAAAUAUCUCACUUCUUCAACACUGAAGAAACAAUUGUCGUACUUGAUGAACAUGUGAGAAGCUGCGCUGCUCUCCUACCACACCUUAGCUCCUGCGACGUGAGGAUUGAUAUCCGUGGUGACCCUGGUGACCUACCUGACCUGCCUGACCUGCUGGCUGGCCUCACCCACCACCACUGUACACACCUGCUACUACACAACCACUAUCUUCAUGCUGACACAACCACCACUUCUGACAACCAGCUGCAACGUCUACAACAUCGGAAUCACCUGGAGACGUUCGUCGGUUGUCUUACUGGUGGAGGUGUGAAUCUCCUACAAGACUGUCACAAACUGUGGCAGCUCCACCUGGCUGUGGUGAGUGACCACCAUGCUGGCUGUCUCCUGCCACAACUACACCACACUUUUACCUCUACACUACAUCAACAUGUGUGGCUCAGUGUGAGAGUCUCAGCAGCAGCAGUGUCAGCAGCAGCCGUGACGUCACUACCUAGCACACACGUGGUGCUGGAGCUGACUGACGUGAGUGAUGAUAUUGUGAGUGAUGCCUGUGACCUGAUCCAGAAGCUACAGCCACCAGGAGGCCCUAUGUCGGGGGCACGGUGGGCAUUCGUGUCAAGUGGAUUACCAUUUACAGCCCUGUGGCAGGGGCAGCCCGGAAUGGCUCAUGUGGAAUGGCCGCUGCCCGAGUGCCAGAGUGACACAGGAGAUUCUCUGGAGGUGUGUUGA
Messenger RNA from Cherax quadricarinatus, 3011 nucleotides. The record is from RefSeq and is a predicted model, not a curated record. Lineage: Eukaryota; Metazoa; Arthropoda; Malacostraca; Decapoda; Parastacidae.